Komagataella phaffii GS115 is the source of this 1236-nucleotide messenger RNA. RefSeq names its product Protein involved in the organization of the actin cytoskeleton. The coding region runs from base 1 to 1236 and encodes 411 amino acids. NCBI's taxonomy places the organism in Eukaryota, Fungi, Ascomycota, Pichiomycetes, Pichiales, Pichiaceae. The record is from RefSeq and is a predicted model, not a curated record. Gene Ontology annotation, biological process: actin cortical patch localization; actin filament bundle assembly. The transcript has 2 exons. Gene Ontology annotation, cellular component: actin cortical patch. Gene Ontology annotation, molecular function: phosphatidylinositol binding; actin filament binding.
AUGGGUAUCAACAAUCCAAUUCCAAGAUCACUUGGUAGUGAAUGCAAAAAAGUUGCUAAGAUCCUAACUUCCUUCAUCAAACCAAACCAAGUGUUUGGCCCGGACGAAGUCAUUCCAAAGGAAGUUCUUCAAAAUGCUCGUGGUCUCGCAGUUAUGACAGUUUUGAAAGGUGGCUUCCUAUUCAGUGCCAGAGUGGGAUCAGGUCUGAUAAUGGCAAGACUCCCUAACGGAGAAUGGUCUGCUCCUUCUGCCAUCGCCACCGCCGGUGCAGGUGUUGGUGGUCAGAUUGGUGGUGAAUUGACGGACUUUGUAUUUAUUUUGAACACCCAAUCAGCAGUGGACUCUUUCGCACAGUAUGGAUCAAUAACUCUGGGUGGUAACGUUUCGGUGGCAGCUGGCCCACUGGGAAGAAACGCUGAAGUUUCAGGGACUGCUUCCUUGAAGGCUGUCAGUGCUGUUUUUGCAUACUCAAAGACUAAAGGUUUGUUUGCAGGUGUUUCCUUGGAAGGUUCAGUUAUUGUGGAGAGAAGAGAGGCUAAUAGAAAGUUCUAUGGAGAUAACUGCAAAGCUAGGCAUAUUCUUGCCGGUGAUGUAGCUCCUCCUAGGGCUUGUGACACUUUGUUGAGAGUUUUAAACUCCAGAGUUUUCAACCCCAACUAUAGUGGUGACCACUACGAUAGUGAUGACGAGUUCUACAACGAUAUACCUUCCACCUUCUCUGAUGACAACUCAAGUUAUAACUCGCCAAGAACAGGAGGUUCAAGAAGGGGAGGUAGAGGGAGAGGCCGUUCUAAUGAUGAUAUUUACUCAGAUGAGGAAGACGAUAACUACUACAGUCGUUCUAGAGAUAAGUCUACAAGAACAAGUUCCAAAUGGCGGGACGACAUAUAUGAUAGACCUCCUACUGACAGAUCAUCUAAACCUACUUAUAACAACUUUUCAGAUGAUGACGAUAGUGACCUUUCUGGAAGAGUGAAGAAACAUAGCCUCAGUGAGAAGAAAUCCAGCUCUGGUGCCUCCAGAAAUAGGUCCAGAAACGAAACAGCAUCAUCGUCGAGGGCCAACAAAGCUAUUGCUUUGUAUUCAUUUCAGGGUGAGCAGGCAGGAGAUCUUCCUUUCAAAAAGGGAGACGUCAUUACUAUCAUCCAAAAGUCCAACUCAACUGAUGAUUGGUGGACUGGCCGUACUAAUGGGGUAGAAGGUAUUUUCCCCGCCAACUAUGUAGAGUUGGUUUGA